ACACAAGUUUUUGCCAUAUUAAUUUAUCUCCUCCAAUUUUUCCCAUUUCAGUCAAUUUUCCCUCCAAUCAAAGAUUGUUGGUCGACCUUUUAGCACAUAAUAAGGUGAAACCAUCGCUAUUGUUGACCCAAGAGAACAAUGGAAGGAGAAAUCAACAAUUUCAUUAUGGUAUGGACUACUGUAUUGGCUUGUUUGUGUUACUGCCAUUUUAUUGGUAAUCUUUUCCCAAAACCCAAUUUUUCAAGACUUUCCGGCGUUCUUCCGGUGGCCGGUAUCUUCUUUCUUCUUCCUCUCAAUCUCACCUCUUCAAAUCUGGGCGGCGGCACCGCUUUCUUGAUAGGCUGGCUGGGGAGCUUCAAGCUUCUUCUUUUCGCGUUUGGGAGGGGCCCUUUGUGUUCUUCCCCGCCGCUGCCGCUCUCCAGAUUCGUGGCCUUAGCUUGCUUGCCGAUCAAGUUUCAAGAAUUUGAUGAGAGAUCGCCGGAGAAGAAAACCGGCAAGUCGCCGGCGAAUUAUUUGACGAAGAUGGUUUUGUUGGGAAUGCUGUUUCGUGUGUACACUUACGAGAAUGUUCCUCCCAAGCUUUUGAUGUUGUUUUACUGCUGUCAUAUCUAUUUCGUCUUGGAUCUAUCCUUGACAGCUAUAAGUGCUGCUGUCAAGGCAGUAGGGCCGGUUCUGAGCAAGGACGGGGUAGAGUUAGAGCCGCCAUUUGACGACCCGCAUUUGGCCACCUCGCUGCAGGAUUUCUGGGGGCGGAGGUGGAAUCUCAUGGUGACUAACAUCCUCCGCCCCGCCGUGUACGACCCGGUCCGGGUGGCGGCGGCCCGGAUCCUGCCGGAGAAGUGGUCGGCGCUCCCGGCGGUGGCGGCGACGUUUUUGGUCUCCGGGAUCAUGCAUGAGGUUGUGUUCUAUAAUAUUGGGAGGGUGAAGCCCAGCGGAGAAGUGAUGUGCUUCUUCCUCAUCCAUGGAGUUUGUUUGGCUAUGGAGAUUGGCGCCAAGAAAGCCAUUAAUGGCAGGUUUUGCCUGCCUGGAAUCGUCUCAGGGCCACUGUCUCUCUCCUUUGUCAUCCUCACCAGUUUUUGGCUUUUCUUUCCUCCAUUUUUGAGGAACAAACCAGAUGUGAAAGGAUGCCAAGAGGUUCUUGCCUUUAUCCAGUUUGUUAAGCAUAAAAAACUAGUUAGUCCAAGUAAUAUUACUUGUCCAUAUCUAUAGAGGAAGGCAUCUUGUGUGAGACGGUUUUAUGUGAGACAUCUUAUACUUUUUUGUUAAACUGUCAUAGAGUCAUACCAGGUUUAUUCAAAAGAUCAUUAUAAUCUUGAUUAUGGAAAGUUCACAAUGUUAAUGAA
This is a messenger RNA of Ipomoea triloba (trilobed morning glory), 1343 nucleotides long. RefSeq names its product acyl-CoA--sterol O-acyltransferase 1-like. Bases 139 to 1209 code for a protein of 356 amino acids. NCBI's taxonomy places the organism in Eukaryota, Viridiplantae, Streptophyta, Magnoliopsida, Solanales, Convolvulaceae. The record is from RefSeq and is a predicted model, not a curated record. The transcript has a single exon. Gene Ontology annotation, biological process: lipid metabolic process.